Molecule: messenger RNA, 3399 nt
Organism: Volvox carteri f. nagariensis
Lineage: Eukaryota; Viridiplantae; Chlorophyta; Chlorophyceae; Chlamydomonadales; Volvocaceae
Exons: 7
Source: RefSeq, a predicted model, not a curated record
CAGCAUCUGCAGCUCGUGAUGCAGCAGCGGUAUCUCCUACCCCCCAUAGUGAUCGACACGCUCAGCAGCCAGCUCGGUCGCCUGCGCCGCCUGCGGCUCGUGCGUUGCUAUUUGACGGAGCAGAUAGCUGCCUCCCUGGGCGCCAUGGCGCAGCUCCGCCACCUGUGCAUCGCGCAGGCCAGCCUGGCAGCCCUGCCGCAGCUGCUUCUGCACGCAGUCCAUUUGGAGCAUAUCCACGUCCAUGGCUAUCACUGCGUGUUUACCGACGACAAAAAAGCCUACAUGCGAGCUGUGUGGAAGGCCGCGUCGGAGCUGGUGGAUCUCAGCAGCGUGGGCUUCGGCCGGCCAUUGGAAAAGCGCCCCGCCGCCGCGGCCGCCGCCGUUCUUGGCAGUAGCACCGACGCUGCCGCCGCCACCGGAGCGGAGGGCGCUGGCAUUGGCAGGAGAUUGCAGUGCCUGGCGGUCUCCCUACACUACCUGGAGAAUGACGCCGUACUGGACGAGUCGGAACUAGACGAGUUCGAGCCGGACGCCGAGCAGUGGCAGAUCCGGUACGACAGGUGGUCGUACUUGGAUGAGCGCAAGGGAUUCCUGGGCGGCGGCAGCGGCGGCGGCCAGACAACUGGCGCCCCGCCGCCAUGCUACUGCGUUAGCGGCGGCUGCUAUCGCGACCCACAUGGGGCGCCUGACGUGGGCGCCAGGAGCAGCAGUGGCGGCGGUAGCGGAAUGCGGCUGCCGCCAACCCCGCUACAGCCAUCGUCAAGCGUGCCUACAGUUCCCCCGUCUGAACACGGGGUGAGCAGCGCAAAGGCAGCCCGAAUCGCCGCCGCAGCUGUAGCAUCCACCGCGACGGCAACGGACGCAGGUUUUACAGCUGCAGUCGCUCCGAGCUUCCCGGCGGCGGCGGCGACGACGGCGACGCCUCCGCCGCCCCGGGCGGACCAGGCGCUUGUAGCGCGGAGCUUGGCAGCAGCGCCGGGGCUACAGUUGCUCAUGUCCGAUAAGCGGACCGUGCAGCUACUGCCGUACGGGCAAGUCCUUUCGGAAAUCUCGAAGCCUUCGUGGAGCCACUUGCAGUACGUUCAGUUGGAGCUGGUGUCAGGGCCGGCGCCGCCACCGCCGCCGCCUUGGCGUCGGAAGCUGGGGAUCGUCGCCGCGGCGACGUCAGCGACCAACGCUGAUGCCACUGCGACGGCAGCUACUCCAACGGCUGCAGCCAGCGGAGACCUGCGCGUCGCUGGCGCUAGCAGUACGGCACGGAACGGCAUGGGACAUGUCUUCCCAGGCUGGUGCUCAGCAGGGCUGCGCGAACCAUCGGACAGGUACGAGGGGUCGCAGCAGCAGCAGCAGCAGCAGAUGCGGAACCAUGGGUCAUUAGCCCCUCCUGCAGUUGCCGGGAAUGCCGGUGGCGGUGACGGCGGCGACGAUGGCGAUGGCGAUGCCGAAGUCGGCCCCGUUGCCGCGCCGGCUGUGACCUUAACUUUGGAGGCGUUGAAUCAGCUAUCCGCCCUGAGGGGCCUGUGGCUUGAUCCUGGGCAGUGUGGAGCGGAGGGCGGGUGGGAGGAGGAGGGGGAGGAGGAGGAGGGGGAGGAGGAGGAGGGGGAGGAGGAGGAGGGGGAGGAGGGGGAGGAGGAGAAGGAGGAGGAGGGGGAGGAGGAGAAGGAGGAGGAGGGGGAGGAGGAGAAGGAGGAGGAGAAGGAGGAGGAGGAGGAGGAGGACGGGGAGGAGGAAGAGGAGGACGUGGAGACGGAUUGGGGCGACGAGGACCACGACGGGCAACCAUGCUCGAGGUUGGAAGCGCACGCAUCGACAGCAGCGAGGACAGGGACAGGAAACGGCGGAGGCGACGCGGCUGCAUGGCCUCGUCGUCGUCGGCGGCGGCGGCGGCGGCGGCGCUGGGUUCGGAUCGGCGACAUUUGGACGAGACUUCAUGAGCCGCCGCCGCCGCCAUUGAUAACCCCGGGUUCCGUCGCGGCUUCUGGCGCUGCCGUAAAGCUGCCCGUACAAGAUGUCGCUGCCCAUGCCGCGCUGCUGACAUCACUCACGAGGCUGCGAUCUCUGGCGCUAGGGCGGCGGCAGCCCCCGUCAGCAAAUCGACGUAAAUCCUUUUUAGGCAUCGGCGACGACACAGCGGAGCUGCUGUCGCGCCUCGCGGGCCUUAAUAAGCUUCACCUCUACGCCGCGUACACGCUGCCUCUGGGCGGCGUCAGAGACGAUGUUGGUCAAAUGUCGUACAGCUCCUACGCGGCGACGGCGGCGGGUGGGUCGGCGGCGUCAGCGGCGGCGGCGGCGGCGGCAGCCGUCGUCAAGGAACUGCCACCGUCAUCCCAGGAACGCGACCUUGUGGCGUUGUUGCGCACGUGGCAUGCCGUACAGACGCUGCGCGUGCACGGCUCCACGAUGACGUCAAAGGAUGUCCAGCUGCCAAAUGAAGCCCAUUGCCUGGACUGGUAUUCAACAGCCGGGCUCCGCGCCAUCGUAACAUGCCUCCCGGGACUACGUCAGCUGGACCUUGCGCCGAUGCCGUCACCGUACAGUCCUGUGCUAACGUCACUUGGAGCCAGCGGCGGCCGCGCUGCGGCAGCGGCUACCGCCGUCGCGGCGGCGGCGCCGGCGGUGGCAGAGGCCCCCGCUGGCGAUAGCCGCGGUACCGCAUCAGCGACUCUGCUGCCGCCACCGCGACGUGAUACAGACGAACCACUUUGCGGUAUUGGAGAUGUUGUUGAGGACAGGGCGGCGGCGGCGGCGGCGGCGCCGGGCCCUUCAAGUACGGCGGUGAUCGCCCUCCCCUCUUGGCGGCUCACGAGCGCCGCCACCGCCGCUGGCGGAGUCGUACCCGCAGGCGGCGUGCCGGGUGCCGAAAUUCAACGUCGCACGGAACACAGCGCAACCGACUCCGAAUCCAGAACUGAAUCCGGAUCUGAAUCGGAAAGCCAAGAGGACGCGGCUGAUAAACUCGCCGGUACUGAUACCAGUUCGUACGGCGGCGUACUGCGGCAGCAGCGCCGCCAGUGGCUGACGACGCUGCUCCGGCUGCUGUGCCGCCACGCGCGCCACCUCCAUUCUCUGCGCAUCAGCUGCACCGCCCCGGAUGGCCGCGUCGCUGAGCGUUGGGCUCGUACCUCGACGGCGCUGUUGUCCCAGGGAUUCACGCAGCUCGAUUCCUUGAAUUUACAGCUUGAUUUGGAACCGAGCUUUCUACUUUCGGAGCCAAGCCCAGAGGGCGCAGCGCGCGAUUGGUUGUGUCGGCUAUGUGACGUCGCACAAGAUUUGCAGGGAGCGAUGCCGCACACGCUCGUGUCGGUGGCGCCUCAUUGCCUGAUGGUGUUGAGGCCAUGCGACGCCACACCCAAGCCACACACCACACCUAGUCCUAGCCAUGGACAGCAGCAGCAGUAG